Molecule: messenger RNA, 6130 nt
Organism: Hippocampus comes (tiger tail seahorse)
Lineage: Eukaryota; Metazoa; Chordata; Actinopteri; Syngnathiformes; Syngnathidae
Product: proline-rich protein 33-like
Exons: 2
Coding region: 134-5371 (1745 amino acids)
Source: RefSeq, a predicted model, not a curated record
GCGACUCUCUCCUUAAGGCUCCAGUUCACUGGAGGAUGAGACGGCCUAGUGGCACUCUGAGCCGGGAUUAACAAGCAAAGAGCAGUUUGUCCCGACAUCCUCUCACCUAAGGACUUGAUAUGCUGAUGCGCUGAUGGAAGUUAGCAGCAGGUUUGAGUCUGGUCUUUCCCAGCAAUAUCCACCACCCUUACUGCCAAAACCUGCCAAAGACAAUGUGAGACUUCAGCAACUAAAGAAGAGGAGAGUCAAGAGAAAGGGUAGUCUCUCUCAGACUCCUAUUCCAUUUCGUUCCUGCUUGUCACCAGUCAAUGAAGCCAGCGCAGAUCUCGAGUACAGUGACCUGUCCAGCCCACCACAGACACCAGAUUCAGUCUGCACGGUGGAAUCCUUGUGGUCCGCUUUCCCACUGGACUCCUUUGAUCAAUCUGUAUCUGCAUUUCCUCUUCUUGAAAGCAGCACCUCCAAGCAAAUUGAUGGCCUUCUGCCACAGUCCAACGAAAGACAGAUUAAGCCUUCCAAAGAGCAGGUGGCACCACUCUACGAAUGUUCCACAUUUCUACUUGAUGAACUGAUUUCUGACACGAUACCACCUACAAAUUCAAACCCCAUGCCAAGAAUGAAAGAGGGUCCAUCAUCAUCACAUCAAGCUGCUUUCAAUUCAGUGUCACCGAAUUCCCCGAAGUCUGUCACAACAGUGGAUCCUGUCACUGUGUCUGAGUCCAAUCCGAAAAUGUCAAGUCAUAACCUGACACCGUCCUCAGCCAGCUUCAACUAUGGCCCAGACCCAACAGCACUUUCUCAAAUUGCAGAUCUGCCUCAUGAUCCUUCUGCACCUUUAUCAGUUUCAAAGGCACAAAAAGAACAUUCUGCUUCCAACCAUGUGGAAACAAACACUAUUUCAAAAGAGUGUACUCUACUCCAUACAUCAAGGUCUUGGACCCCAAGACCUAUCAGUAAUGGUAAAUUGGUAAGGCGGUUAUCCCAAGAGACUCGGUGGGAUGGCCGUAAACAUUCAAUUUAUACAUCAAAAGCAACCCUUAAUGAGAUCUCUAAGCCUCCUUCCCAUCAAGACCUUUCAGAGAUAAACCCAACCUACAAAGAAGAAUCAUUAGCAGUUUCGUACAUGGAGAAGAAACCCGCAGAGGAAACAAAAGAUCCAAAAACAAUUGUGCCCUCAAUUUUAUACGGAAAACCCAAGACGACAUCUUGCACACAUUCAAGAGUAUCCACUCACUCUUGUGAACUAUCCAGAACCAAUCCUGUUUUAUCUGACACAAGUACAGCUUUGAACUCCUAUCAAAAUGGAUUUGCUCCCUCAAAUUCCAUUGAGGUUCCUCGUAGUACAACGUGUGCUACUAAAAAACAAGUACAGCAGAAUGUAAUCAACAAUCAUGACAAAAAGCAAAAUACCAAUUAUAAAGGGUGUGGUAUCCGAAAUACCUGUCGGAGUACUCUGAACUUAAGCUUUCCCACUGACACUCCCACUGAGAUUUGGACAUCAAAUGGUACUAAGCCUGACUCUGCCCAUAGAGAAUCCGUUCCAAACUUGAAAACAGACCAAAUUCCAGAUCGAGAGGCUGCAUAUUUGCCAACGGUCCCAUCAUUUUCCUGUACUGCACCAAAGACUCAGACAGCAUUGAAGUAUCCACAGGAAUUCACAAGCUUGGGCCACCUGUCACCCACCUAUCAUUGUCCAAUUGUCGAGGUGCGCAAGUCUUUGUCAUCACUACUGGAGAAUCAAAUGUCAAAACCACAAUCAACAUAUUAUGGACUUCAGUAUGUUGCUCAUGGUGGGAUUCGGACUCUGACAUCGUAUCAAAGCCUUGUAUCCCGUCGAAUUCAGCGGACCUCUUUCACCAAAACACAUUCAGCAGAUGACGUUGGUGUCUCCAAAUUUGAGUCAACAAAGCAACAUAGUGGACAUCAAAAGCGACCAUCGUUGGAGAGUGAAUCUUCAAAUACUUUGCAUCCACUUUCAACGCCAAAGGAUUCGGAGCACCAGACAGAGCGGACUGUCAAAGAUGUAUUUGAGAAAAGUCGUGAAAUCAAAACUCAGCAUGGGGAAACACCUUUACUUGAAACAUCUAGUUUGGAAAAAAUAAGACCUGAGCUUCCCCUUGGCUUGAUACAGAAGCAUAUGUGUCAGUCCACAAGUGAUGUAUCUACGCGAAAGGCCUCACACUCUGAGGUUCCAAAGCCUAUUCCUAAAGCAGGUGAGGUACACACUCAGACUGUCAAAAUAUUUCCUGUGGAGGCGCCUUUAAAUAGGACCCCAUGCCAAAAAAAUAGCAGCAGUUUCUUUGAUGCAAUCCCAAAGCUGGUGGAGGAAGAUUCGAUUCCGGAAACACACUGUAUUCAAAAAGUGAUAGAUGUUGAGAAACAUACAAAAAAUGACAAAACAUACAUUCAUGAAGCAGACAAGACUUUUGAAGAACCCAAUGUCACAAAAACAAAGCAAAAGCUUGGCAAACGUGUAAGUGGUGCUGGCUUAAUAUCAGCCAAUAACAGAAAGAAUCUACCAGACACCAGGCCUUUUACCAAAGUGGAAAACAAAGCUUUGCAAAACAAAAGAGAGCAGUUUCAACAAAAAAUGAAAGAAAGCACUGAAUUUAUUUUACACACCAAUGCGAACAUUGAUGACAGUUUACCAUCUGCCGUGGCCAGUACUAACACAAUCCCCGAAAAAGCAAGCAGAGGCCGCCAAUUUGAAACUGGAAUUAAAAACCCAACUUUCACAACUAGAGAUUCAAAGCUUCAACAUGAGCUUAUCCCAGCUUCUGCAAAAUGUGGACACAAUCACGCGCCCAGUGAGACAGCGGGCCACAAAAUGUGUUUCCUUAGUGACAGUUGUGCUUUGAAAACAAGCACCAGCCCUGUAAAUACUUUGUCAACCAAUAACCCUCUGCUCGAUACCAAGCUCCCUGGCAUACCAAUGAUGACAACCAAAUCCCUGAACAUAUUCCAUUUGGAGAGAGACCACCAAUCAAAUAUAGAAACUGUAAAGCUUCACAAAACAAGUGACAAUGGGGUUCCAGAUUCCAGAUUGCUAAGUAACGUUAGCCAUGAAGAAAAUUGCAACGUUACCGCCAGCAAGGACUCAACAGACAGACCACGAGGAUCUCUAACAAUUCAAAAUAACAUUGCUAAAAUUACUCUUGACCUGAGCAGAGCAAAUGUGAAAGCACACAAUUCUGCUGUGCCUUCUCUGCCAACCGAUGGCAUUGGUUUUAUAGCCGGAAAAUUAUCAGGAGAGUCUCUUCCUACCAUACCAGGUAUGGCUAGAAAUGAAAAAGCUACAUUUACUGGUACCAAAAACACCUCCAAUCUCUCAAAUGUAAAAAGAAUGCAGAACAUGCUUGACAGUAUCAGUAAACAACGCGGCACACCGUUUGUCGGAUCACAUGCUUUCAGCAGCAACGUGGUUGCCCCUCUGGAAUUGGGUGGCCUUGAAAACCUCAAAGACAGAAGUGUUCCGCAUCCAACUAAGUCAAACAAAUCUAACAUUAGUGGAAAUCCUCUCACCACGGAGGUUAUUUUAACAGACCCAAUGGUAAGCGGUAAAGCAUUAUGUCAUACAGCCCGCAUCAUAAGUCACGUGCCCUCGAGCCCUAAAAUGAGGGGCGUGACUCCAAAAAGUUCUCCGCUAAGACCAGUAAUUACAACAAAGCAAGCUGUGAAUAAAGUAGCGAAAAAGAUUGAAAAUGGACCUCUUUUCGCACCAUAUGAGGAGACGACAAUUCAAAAUCCUGUGAAAAGUAUUUUGAGUUCGAAUGACUGUGUUACUGCAAACUUAAUGAGUAACAACGUACAACGGAGUCAAAACCCCCGAUCUGAUGAAAAAGCUCAAACUUCUGUGGGUUUAUCAGGCAUUCAGACUAAUGCGGAGAAGAACAGCCACUUUGCCAAAGAAGCGCGUGUAGCUGCUAAAACUGACAUUCGUAAUGUAAAUAUUAAAAACAUUUCCCAGAGUGCCGUAAAUAUGCAAAUUGCUGUGACUCUCUCGUUAACUAAAAUCACUCAAUCUGUUCCUACCUCGCUGAGCCCCACAGCGCCAACAAAAUCUUUGGUUGUCCCACGAAUCCCCUUGUUCCAAGACUCAAGAUUGCGCAACACACCAAAACAAGCCUUUCAUUCAAUUUUUCCCAAUUCCUAUCAUAUUCUUGUGGGCAACGCCUCCUCUCAAGUAACUGCGCAAAAUGAGAACAUUUCUUUAAACACAGUUUCUACCACUGUUCAGGUCUCUGCUCAACCAGAUUCCCAAUCAAAAGCCAUUCAAACAAAAUUAGAGUUAAACAUGGAAACCAAAAGCAGCUCUCCUUUCCCUCAUUUGAUUCGCAGUCCAAACACGGAUCGAUCUAAGCAGGUUGCAAUAUGCCCUUCUCCUGCCACUGUAGAAAGAAAGCCUUCUGUUGCACAGUCCCACAAUCCAGUCCAGACAAACCUUUCGGCCAGUAAAGACCAGCAUUUGACAGAGCAGCCAGUUGAGAGCAAUUCCCCUGCAAAGCCAGCAACAGAUACUGUCAUGAAAUCAUCCAAAGUUGAAGCUGCUGUGAUUGAUUCUCCCACUCCUGCCUUUUUGCCUCAGGCCUCAGUGUCAGUCUCAACUCCAUCCCCAAACAAAGGAAUGUCACUGCUAUCUCCGCAAAUCACUGGACUCAAAGACGAGGAUGUUUUGAAGAUGAAGGCUACACCAGCAGUGGCGGAGAGACCAACAGUCGAAUCCUCCGUGAAGUCAAUGACAUCACCUGCAUCUUCAAUUGCUGAGAGAAACACAGUUAGACCAGGAACAUCUCGCUUACCUACUGAGCCAAAGGCAGCCCAGAAGCCAAAAGAUCUUAAGGGCAAACUGAGUGGAUGGACACGGCUCAAGAAACACGUGGUGGUUGAACCAGAGGAACCUGCCUUCCCAGAUCCACCGGCCAAAUCUCGGGAUGAGUCCAGUGACCGCAAAAGCUCAGACGCUGAUAGUAGGGAGAAGUUGUCAGCGGGUCAAUGUGAUGAUAAAGACUUGGUCAAGAACAGUGAGAGUCCCAGGGCACUGAAAAUGUGGGAUGCCCUCCUCUUUCAGAUGUUCUCGACCAAAGACCGAAUCAUGCAGCAGAUCAACACAGCCAAAAAAGAUUCCGAAAAGAAAAAGGCCUCCAAAGACGGCCAGUCAGAGGUCCCAUCCUUCGUCAAUCGCCUACCGGUUUUGCUGUACGGGCCUCGAUUUGAUGCUCGGAAAUUAAAAGAGGCAGCAGAGAAGCCAUUGACAAAAAUAGCAGCAGUGUUUGAAAGGGGACUACUGAAGCGAAAAUCUCGGGAGGAUGAUCACAAGGACUUCAAUAGAAUAGCCAGAGGAUUUGGACCGGCUGAAACAAAAGAGCUGUAACUUGGACAGAUGUGUCUGGGGUUGAUUAAUUAGUCUGUUGAAUGAUUCAAGAGGUCAAGGAUUGUUUUUUGUUUUUUUUUAACCAUGUGAGAGCACAUUGAUCUAAGGUGCACCAUAUGCUUUCAGUUCGAGUUUACACUUUUCAUUUGCAAAUUAAAAAAAUGUCAAAUCAAAUGGCAAACACAACAGGAACCCUUUAAAAUUUCAGAUGUAUUUAUAGGUAAGUUCGAUUAGUUGUAUAUAAUUUGCAAUGCUGCACCUUGGUAUUUAAGGGUGUUCACUGCUGAGGUCUAAACCACUGUAACAAAUUUGGAUUUACAUUCCAAAAUCAACUUAGGUGACACAUUUUUAAAUACUGAAUGAUUCUGUAAGUUAGGCUUGGAGAGGAAAUGUGUGUAUGGAAGUCAUUUUUGGCCAAUCAAGCAAGCCAGGAAACCAAAGUACCGGUAGCUAUAUCAGACAUAAGAAGUUGGGCAAUCGAAAUGUAACUGUGAUUCAGUUGAUAGCGUUGCCUGUUUUUUUUUUUUUUUGGCUUGGGGAUGGUGACUGUAACAAUGAAAUAAUAAUGAUGGAAUGCUGGUUGGGUCUUAAGUAUGGAGACAAAAAUGAAAAGGAAGUGAAGAAAAGGCAUUAUUUAAUAGUGCCAGUUUAGAGGUCAUUUCUGUUGUGAUCGUAAGAGUAUGCAGAGCGUGGUUGUAAAGCUUUUGACUCUGAAUUUCCCCCAUACUGUCUUAAAAUGAAAAUCAUCUUUAUUAUAUG